Messenger RNA from Microtus oregoni (creeping vole), 5272 nucleotides. It is a transcript of the gene Eme2, whose product is annotated as essential meiotic structure-specific endonuclease subunit 2. Gene Ontology annotation, biological process: resolution of meiotic recombination intermediates; replication fork processing; mitotic intra-S DNA damage checkpoint signaling. Bases 119 to 1240 code for a protein of 373 amino acids. Gene Ontology annotation, molecular function: nuclease activity; DNA binding. The transcript is spliced from 8 exons. Gene Ontology annotation, cellular component: nucleus; Holliday junction resolvase complex. NCBI's taxonomy places the organism in Eukaryota, Metazoa, Chordata, Mammalia, Rodentia, Cricetidae. The record is from RefSeq and is a predicted model, not a curated record.
UGCCUGUGUCCUUACACCGCCGGAAACUUGUGCUUCUGGAGCUCUCCCGAUCCGGAAGCGGUCGGUGUCCUGUACAAAAGCAUCCGGGUACAUCCGGAAGCUGUGGGAAGGGUGGACUAUGGCAGAGGGAGUACCCAGGAGAGCUACUGGCCAGCGUCGCGGCCGGGGUCGGGGCCUAGGUCAGCGGCGACCUCAAACCUGGGAGAUCUCCGACUCAGACGACGAAGGUGCCGCCGCUAGGAAGGUGGGCACGCAAGCCUCGAGUACAGCAAGCGAGCGCAGGACUGCGGCCAAGGCAUUACGGACGGAUCAGGUCCUGAGUCGCCUGGCGGUGUGCGUGGAUCCAGCUAUCCUGGAAGAUGCAGGUUCCGAUAUCCUGAUGGAGGCGUUGGGCACGCUAGGCUGUGAAUGCCGCAUCGAGCCGCAGCUCCUGUCCCGCAGCCUGCAGUGGAGCGUCGUGAGGACCGACCCAGCCCCCAGCAGUGUGCCGCUGGAGGUGUGGUCUGAGGAUGAGCGGGAACAGCUGCUGCUGCUAGAACCCCAGGAGUUUCUUCGGAGUGCUGUGCAGCUGUCCCAGACCACAGGUCCACCUUACUCCACGCCCUGGCUACCUCCCAACAGUCCAGCCCGCCUCCACCUGGCUGUCAUUGGACUGGAUGCAUACACGUGGUCUCAGCAUCCCAGUUCUCAAAGGACAUGGCAGCUAAAUAAGUCAAAGGAAGCCCACGGCAAGGUGGCCAUCAGCUGGCCCGAGGUGGAGGAGGUCCUGGUGCUGCUUCAGCUCCACGCAGACCUGGAUGUGCUGCUGGUGGCCUCAUGGCAGGAGCUGAGUCAGUAUGUGUGUGCCUUCACCAAGGCCCUCUCCCAGCGCCCUUCCAAGCAGUACCGGGACUCCCAGGCCUUUUCCUUCUGCACAGCAGGGCACUGGGCCUCAGGUCAGCAAGUGGCCAAAGAUGGCUCUGGGCUCCGAGGAGUAUGGUGGCGGCAAAUCAGACAGUUCAACCGGGUCAGCCCAGCUGUGGCUGAUGCUGUUGUCACCGCCUUCCCCUCGCCCCGCCUUCUGCAACAGGCUUUACUGGACUGCGGCACGGAACAGGAGCGCCUGAAUCUCCUAGCUGACCUCCCCGUGAAGGUCCACAGAGGCAGGCAGCCCCGGAGGGUGGGACCUGACAUUUCACGCCGAAUCUGUAUCUUCUUGACCACCACCAACCCCCACCUCCUGCUGGACCUGAGUUCUUGAUCACACCUGUGACAUCCUUGGGCUGCUUCUUGCCCCAGAGACUGACUAGUCACUCUGAGAGGCAGGCAAGGAUUGGGCCCUACCAGCAUACUUUUUCAGUCUGGGUUAGACCGUUAUUCUCUGGUCAAAUGGAAGUAUCAUGAGAAGCUGGGCAGUAGGUAGCAGGAGCCCUGGAAUGACUGGGGCUUCAACAUGCCCUUGGCCUGGAUCCUGGGUGCAGGAAGCCUGGUGGCAGAACUGAGUGCCCAUUUGGGUAAUUCCCAGUCCCAUUGCUAUCUGGAAGCUUAGGGUACAUCCUCAGGAAGUAGUAAGAGACCCUCGGGAGAAGAGAUCCAAGCUGCUGGACAGACAGACACAGUGAAAGGUAAACCAUAGGCACGGACAGCUCAGGCCUUAUUAGGGACCGUUUUAAUGUUAUAUAGCCUAUGGGAACGAGUCAAAAACCCUUCACAGGGCACCCACUGACAUCUUUGUAAUGGGCAGGAGCUGACAACAUGCAGUUGCAAGUCAGGAAAACCCCAAGGCCCUGUGGGUUGGGACAGCCCAUCUCCUUUUUCCUGGGCUGUGAGUGUUUGAGUAAGCUAGCAUCCCAGGUUUAUAAUCCAGGUCCUGAAAUGUUUGGGCUGCUGUUCCCAAGACACAUGGCAACUCAGGGCACAAAUAGAGUGCUGCUCCCCCAGGACAUGCAGAAGAAUGGCCUCCACGCUCCACGGCCAUCAGAAGACUGUCCUGGCUUCAGAGAGAUGGGGACAAGCCUGGACCUCAGUUCUUCCUCUCCUGCUGCCCUGGAAGGGACAGAAUAAGGUAGCCGCGCUUCAGCUGGAGAAGUCAGCUUCUUUUGCAGCGCUUCCUCUGACAGGGCCUGGUCUCGGUGCUCUCAACACCAGCUGUGGCUGUGCCAGGAGGGGGUCCAGGGGACUUCCAGUGGUUGCAGUUCAUGCUCAGGACCCAGCCCAGCUUGUUACGUAGCACUUGCUUGAGGCCAGGUGGCAAGGGCAGGCCCUCGAGGGUAUCUCCUGAGUUUGGCCGCAGCUGGCGCAGGCGAUAGCAGCACAGGUAUUGCAGGGAGGUGGAGCUGGCACAGGAGCGGAUGACUUUCAUGCUGCUCUUGGCAGCUGUGGAGCACACCAUCGGGUAGAACCUUCUGUUUUGCAGCCGGGUGGCAGCCACUCCUGGAAGGAAGACUCAACCUGAGUGUAUGUAGGUCAGGAGCCAAGAAGCUCCUCCCAUAAUACACCAAGGUGAACAGCUCAUGCCACUCUGAACACAGAAGACAGACUCAGCUUGGCUUCACCUGUCCACCCUGGAGAGCCUCAGAUCAGCUGCCUGACUGUACCCUAUGCUCCAUCUUUGGUCUCCAGCACCUGACUGAGACCUGGUCAGGAAGGCACCCUCACCUAUGCACUUCCUGUUCUUGAAGAAGGUCAGCGUCCCAUGCCAGGUGUCCAAGUGUACGCCGAUGAUAGAGCCCUGGCCGAAGCGAGAUGAGAAAGUCAUCUUGUCGCCUUUGUGAUGGAGGAGCCCUGGGAGAGCAGAUGGGUAAGCCUGGGAGGCCUGUGACACUGCCGGCCCCGCCCACAACCCAGGCAAUACCUACCAGUGUAGGAGAGGCCCCAGCUGUCUUCGUCCCUGCCAAGCAGGCUGCAGAAUGUGUGAUGGUACUUGUCCAGGUCUACAUCUGAGGUCCCAAUGCCCACCAUCUGAAACAGUGGGGCUGAGCUAGUUAAGUGCCUAGGGGCCAGGGCCCAUGGCAGCUACCCUCUUGGCUGGCCAUUUACCAUGUCAGUGCCAUACACAGGAGAGGUCAUCUUGAUUUCCCAGAAAUGCUGGCCAUCCCCUAGCUCUUUGGUGCCCCGGAUGGCCGCAGUGCCACAGCUGUACUCCAUAUGAAAGCUGACCUUGCGGUUAUCACAGCUCAGCAAGGUGGCUGAGGACUUGUUCAGGUCAUCCCAGACCCAAUCAAAAUCUGUAAGACAGUGGCCCAAAACUAGGCAGGGCUGGGGCAAAGCAGCCUUACUCUGGUGCUAGAGAAUCUGCCCGCCCCAUCCGCCCACCCCAGGCACCAGUGACAGGCACUCACCCUCAUCCUCCUCACCACACCGGCAGUCCUUGCCGCGGUGUGCUGUGUGUAGGCUGUUGCAGAAGGUAGCCUCGUUCUGACCCUCACAGUCACAGAAGGACUCCCCUGUCACAGGCACAGCACUGGGGAUGGAUGGUGGCAGGGAAGAGUACUCAGGGUCGGAGUCAGAGUCACUGUGCUGGGAGGAAAGUGACAGAUUAUUCUAUUUAUGGCAGCUUUCCCAUUGCCAGGCUACCUGACCCUUUCUCACAUCCUCCAGAAGAAUCCAGACACCUCCUGGGGUUCUCCAGUGUCCAGCAUAAGCAGCCUCAGUGCUAAAAUUUGACUUGUAUGCAUGAGAGUACAGUGGAAUGGGGAGGUGUUCCUGGGGGACAGCGUCUCACUUCACUUCUUAAUGGACUCUAAGACUCAAUAUACAGCCGUCAGCACCAUUUCCGCACAGACCACACGAGAUGGGGCCCUCCAGCACCCACCUCCUGUCGUUUCUAGGUAGCUCAAGGUCUCCUAGACCACAGGGCUGGUACUGUCAGCAAGGUCUAGCAUCUGAUUCCUCACAGCCUAAGUAAGACCUAAGCCUUAGGAUGUGUGUUCCCAUCCCAUGCAAGGCCACCGGAAGCAAAAGGAGCAUCGCAGUGAAUCCUAACGGGCUAAUGUGGCUGCUGCAAACUCCUCCAGAGAUGCAGUCCAUGUGGCUGGAGCUCAGUCCUCGGAGGCUGACAGGUGUAGACAAAGCAGGGCUGGCCAGGUUCCAGCUACUGACACUAUUCCCAUUCAGCUGCUCGGCAGUCUCCCUGGAGCUUUGGCUUCUGCCUCCUUGGCCUGCCAUGCCCUACACAGUUCAUGACCCCUCUAUAACCUGAGCAGACCGCGACCAUAUCAGUUCUGUCGUCCACUCUUGAGUCACAUCUAUUGCCAGCCACAUAUCCAGCCCUGUGAUGGGCACCAGGUGAUCCCUGCGAUCCCUAAAUGGAAGCAUUCAGCCACCAACAGAAGCUUGGACCAGAUCUUUCACCCCCAUAUUCUUUCCACAAUACUCAACGCUCUCCACUCUCCUGUUCUCUGCUUCUUUUGCAAUACUGCCAGCUCCUCGGGCAAGGCCUCAAAUCACACACCCGAUCCCAAGAACCAUUAUGGUGGUUGUUCAGUACCGUGAGGAAGUAGCCAGCACCAACCAGACAACUAAGGGAGACUGGAGACUAACCUUCAACUCCAGGCCUGCAUGCUGGAAUAGGGGAGUAGUAACUCCACAGGAAGCCAGACACAGGAUGUAGUAACCGAGGUGAACCUAGACCCUUCAGCAGCCAACCGGAACAGCUAUCCUGUCUGAAGGAAAGGCUUAUAGGGCAGACCUUGCACCCACUGGCAAAGAUUGGCUCCUCUAAAGCCAAGGCAAACCCAGUGAAUCAGGAGUCAGGGUAUACAGUCAAUCUACCUUAGGACAGGAAGGAGGGAGGAUGCGGCUCAACCCAGCAAAGGGCCCAGGGACACCGGGAACUAACUGACACCUGACUACAUGACAGGCACGCACGUGUCACUGCGGCCAUCCCUCAGUGAUGACUCUGAGGCAGUAGCAGGCAGGCAUACAGGCUGUCAUUGGGCGUGGCUGAAAAUUUGGACUGACCUCUCAAGUUCAGAAGACCCCACUGACCAAGUCAGUAAACCUAUGGCUUCCAAGUUUUCCUCACACCCAUGUGAGGCGAUCCCAUGAGCUUCUAGAAGGGACUGUGUUGUAGGAAGCUAUGACAUCAGAGUAGAGGCGACACAGGGCAGGGCCAGAAUACCAGUCCAGGAAAGCAAGACUGAUGAGCCACCCCAAGGGCCUGGUCAGGUGUAUCAAGCUGGUAUCUACCCUGGGCCCUGCAUUCCUGGGCCUCCCUGUGCCUGGAGUCAGCAACAAAGGAUGUCUUUGAAAACUGAACUCAAGAACUAAAGAUUUAAGAACAAAAACAGAA